AUGGCUUGUGACGAGAUCAACGAAUACCCUCCCAUUUGUGUGGCCUCGACUACCUCAACACCAUCAAAUUCGAAUGCCCCGGCUGAUGCUGCAGCGACAAAUUUGGAUUAUCCUGAAUCUGAAGCUUAUCACUUCAAAAACAUUGAAUGGACCCCAGAUGGUACCACGAUUAUUGCAAAUUCGUCCGAUCACCAUAUCAGGUCAUACAUCUUGCCACCUGACCUAUUAGAGACCGACACACCUCAUCAUCUCUCUCCAUUUUCGACACUUCCCUCGGCUGAGCCAACAUACGCUACAGCGAUCUAUCCUUUUUACAAUCUCCAGGAUUCAUCAACUGCUCUUUUCCUUUCAUCUGUUCGAGAUCAUCCCAUCAGGCUGUCGUCGGCUUUUUCCCCGGUAAAUGUUGCAAGUUACUCGCUGGUCAACCCCACAACUGAAGCAUUUAUUACUCCUCAUUCUAUGGUCUAUCCCCCGUCAUUGGGUGGAACUCACUUUAUCACUGGAUCAGAUAGCCUUAUCUGUCUCUUCGACGUGUCUCGUACGGGGUCGGAUGGUCCAGUUUCUUGGAUUCCAACCAUUCCAAGUAAGCGAAAGCAGAUUGUGGGAGGAGGAGUCGGUAUGAAGGGUAUCGUAUCUGCAAUGGCAGUCAAUCCUUCCGGAGACGGUAUUCUAGCCGCCGGUACCUUCACUAGGCACAUUGGGCUCUACAGCUCACACGGAUCCGGGGAGUCAUUGGGAACUUUCAAUCUUGCGAGAACAAAGGCAGAUAGACGCAUUGGAGGCACAGGAGUCACUCAACUUGUCUGGAGUCCCUGUGGGCGGUACUUGUAUAUCGCGGAACGGAAAAGUGACGGAGUGCUCGUUUAUGAUAUUCGAGUGACUGGGCAAAUGCUCGGAUAUCUUCAGGGGCGCAAUGCCCUUAGUAACCAGCGGAUGAAGAUCGAUAUUGUUUCUUCCGGCCCUGAUGGUUCUCAUGAGGUCUGGGCUGGUGGAAAGGAUGGUAUCACGAGAGUAUGGAAAAACCCAAUAUAUUCCGCAGGAGGACAAGAUCCAGAUAUGGAAUUCAAGAUGCAUGAUGAUGCGGUAACAAGCACUUUAUUCCAUCCUAUGGGAUCUGUUUUGGCAACCUGUUCUGGUCAACGACAUCACCCAUCCGAUGACUUGUUAAGUGAAACAGCUCCUCUACCGAGACGGGUGGAUAACAGUUUAAAAGUCUGGUCCAUGCCAUAUCUAGCCCCUGACUGA
Molecule: messenger RNA, 1245 nt
Organism: Penicillium taxi
Lineage: Eukaryota; Fungi; Ascomycota; Eurotiomycetes; Eurotiales; Aspergillaceae
Exons: 4
Coding region: 1-1245 (414 amino acids)
Molecular function (GO): protein binding
Source: RefSeq, a predicted model, not a curated record